AUGACCAGAUGGUUCUUAUUCUCCUCAGUUAAGAAUACAUAUACAGAAGAGAGAAAAUACAAAACUAUGAUGAAAAUAGACAGAGCAUAUGCAGAUUGGAAAGAAGGAGGCAUAAAAUUAUGGGAUAUAGAACUAAGACAUAUAGCAUUCAAAAUCUGGUACAUGAACAGGCUACUCCAUAACAACUACAACAACAACAACAAUACCUUACAAGAAUGGUACACGGAGCAAUUAAGUAGAAAAAAAGCCCACACUUCAACCCUCAACGAUAUGUGCAGACACUGGGGUGUAUUCAGAGUCAAAUUUUACCAAAACCAUCCAAAGAUAAAUGAACUUCCAGACUGUAUAAGAAACGACAAUGACGAACCACUAAAACUGAAAGAAAUUUACGAACUCAUGAUCAAAGACAGACACCCAACACCAAGAAGAACAGAAUGGCAGAAGUUAUGGGCGGUGAGAUACAACACAGCAAUACCCAAAGUAUUCAUAAACAUCAACAGCAUUUCUCACCAAAAAGGUAGAAACACCCUCUUCAGAUUCUUCUCAAGAUCACUUCCAGGUAUCAACCACGAAAGAGACACCAGAUGCAAGAUCUGUGGCCACCUAUUCAGAGACCCUUAUUCUCACCUCUUCACUCUAUGCCAAGAUAUCCUAGAUAUUGAAAAAACCAUCAUAUCAACAGUUAACAAAUUAUCAUUCAUCAAAAUCCACAGAUGGUCGAUGGAUACCUUAGACAUAUCAAAAUACAACAGAACUGAGAGAAUCUUCCCCAAUCUCAUAGGAAUAAUAGCACACCAAUUAUGGAAGAUAAUCUGUCACAAAUUGUUCAACACUGAUGAAAGCAAACCAGAGCCAAAAUUCGAACAAAAGGUCAUAGAAACAGAAUAA
This is a messenger RNA of Dictyostelium discoideum AX4, 888 nucleotides long. RefSeq lists its product as hypothetical. The coding region runs from base 1 to 888 and encodes 295 amino acids. Lineage: Eukaryota; Evosea; Eumycetozoa; Dictyosteliales; Dictyosteliaceae. The transcript has a single exon. The record is from RefSeq and is a predicted model, not a curated record.